AUGAUUUUCGCUAACAGCGAGGACGUCGCGGACGACGACAACAACACCAAGGCCGGGAACGACUUCUUCCUCGGAGCCGGCGAGGAGGACGCGAACGGCGACACCAAGCCCAAGGACGUCUUCUUCGUCGGAGCCCGCGAAGACCGCACCGGCGAGGAGGACACGAACGGCGACGCCAAGCCCAAGGGCGUGUUCUUCGAAGCCGGCGACAGCACCCGCGAGAUGACCAUGGACGAACUGGUUCUGCUGUUCCACAAGGAGACGGCGUCGCUUCUCAGGCAGGCGAAGGGGUUCGACGACCAGCCAGUCCUGGCCAGCCUGAUGGCGUCGUGCGACGCAAUCGGGGAGCAGAUCCGGCAGGGCAAGCACCUGGACAGCACCGAAGGGCGGCGCAUCAUCCACAAGCUCAUCGCUCUGCACCUGCGGAUGGUGUCUUGCGCCGGCGGAGUGAUCCUUCGCGAGCGCGGAAGCUCCCUGCCGGCCACGUGGUGCGGUGAUCGCCAUGGCCUCCCGUGCAAGGAGAAGCGGGCCGGCACCCUGAUGGAGCUGCUGCUCUAUUCCAUGAUGCUGGCGGACGACGCGAUGGAUCGCUUCGUCGUCGUGGAGUCGGACGACGCCGAUUACGUCUCCUUCGUUGGAGGAGCAAGCGGCGACCACACCGGCGAGGAGGUCAGGAACGGCAACACCAACGCCAAGGACGUCUUCUUCCCUGCCGCCACCGACCGCAUCGGCGAGGAGGUCAAGAACGGCGACUCCAACUCCAAGGACGUCUUCUUCGUCGGAGGUGGCGACGACCUCACCUCCAAGGAGGUCACGAACGAUGCCGCCAUCUUCGGAGCACCCAAGGACGAGAUGACCCUGGAGGAGCUGGUUCUGAUGUUCCACAAGGACACGGCUUCGAUCCUCAGGCAGGCCAAGAAGUUCGACGACCAGCCAAUCCUGGCCAGCCUGAUUGCGUCAUGCGAUGCAAUUGGGCAGCAGAUCCGGCAGGUCAAGCACCUGGACAGCCCCGAAGGCCGGCUCAUCGUCCACAAGCUCAUUGCCUUGCACCUCCGGAUCGUGUCGUGUGCGGGAAGAGCCAGCAUUCACAAGCCAGGAGCAUCCCAACCAGAGAUGCGGUCCGGUGAUCGGCAUCGCCUCCCGUGCAAGAAGAAGCUGGCCGGCACCCUGAUGGAGGUACUCCUGUAUUCCAUGAUGUUGGCGGAUGCUGCCAUGGAACGCUUCAUCGUCGUGGAGUGGGAUUUCACCAGCUAUGGUUAGAUUGGAGUAGGAAGUAGUAUCAGUAUGCAAGUAGCUAUCUGUGUUUUGACUGUCUUGUAAUGCACACUUAGCCGUGGAUGGAACUGUUAUCUGAA
Lolium perenne is the source of this 1355-nucleotide messenger RNA. NCBI's taxonomy places the organism in Eukaryota, Viridiplantae, Streptophyta, Magnoliopsida, Poales, Poaceae. The record is from RefSeq and is a predicted model, not a curated record.